This is a messenger RNA of Manihot esculenta (cassava), 1438 nucleotides long. Its product is annotated as probable aspartic proteinase GIP2. Gene Ontology annotation, biological process: proteolysis. Lineage: Eukaryota; Viridiplantae; Streptophyta; Magnoliopsida; Malpighiales; Euphorbiaceae. The transcript has a single exon. The coding region runs from base 3 to 1307 and encodes 434 amino acids. The record is from RefSeq and is a predicted model, not a curated record. Gene Ontology annotation, molecular function: aspartic-type endopeptidase activity.
CAAUGGAGCACUCCUACAAUCUCCUAGUCUUUUUCUCUCUUCUCUUCUUCAUUAACCCUUCCACAGUUCAAUCGUAUUUCAGGCCCAAAGCUCUACUUCUUCCAGUCUCAAAAGAUCCUUCCACUCUCCAAUACCUUGUCCAAAUCAACCAACGAACACCUUCAGUUCCACUUAAGUUAACUCUUGACCUCGGAGGCCAACAUCUCUGGGUUGAUUGCGAGCAAGGCUACGUUUCCUCCUCAUACAAUCCUGUCCCUUGCAAAUCAGCCCAGUGUUCACUUUUCAAGUUCAAUCUUUGUGUCACUGCGUGCCUUGCUGACCCGCAGCCAGGAUGCAACAAUAACACAUGUGUCCAUUUCCCUGGCAAUACCGUUACGCACAAUGAAGCCAGUGGCGAGGUUGCUCAGGAUGUUGUUUCCAUUCAAUCCACUGAUGGGUCAAAUCCUGGUAGAGUUGUUUCUGUGUCUAAAAUGAUUUUCACUUGUGGAGUAACACAUCUCCUGGAUGGUCUUGCAAGUGGUGUCAAGGGAAUGGCUGGACUUGGAAGGGCUAAGACGUCACUUCCUUCUCAAUUCUCUGCUGCUUUUAGCUUUGACAGGAAGUUUGCCAUUUGCUUAAGCUCUUCGACAAAGGGCAAUGGUGUUGUAUUCUUUGGUGAUGGGCCUUACGUUUUGCUUCCAAGUAUCGAUGUCUCCAAAUCUCUCGUCUACACCCCAUUGAUUCGCAAUCCAAAUGCAGCAUCUUUAUUUUAUGAAGGCGGUCCUUCCUCUGAAUACUUCAUUGGAGUCAAGGGUAUCAACAUCAAUGGAAAAGCUGUUGCAUUGAACACAUCAUUGUUAACCAUUGACAAAGAAGGAAUUGGAGGAACCAAGAUAAGCACUGUAGAUCCUUACACAGUAAUGGAAAGAACAAUCUUCAAAGCCGUUACCAAAGCUUUUAUCAAGGAACUAGCUGGAGUUCCUAGAGUGGCACCAGUGGCACCUUUUCGUGUUUGCUUUAACUCUGCGAAUAUCGGCAGCACUCGAGUUGGGCCUGCUGUCCCACAAAUUGAUUUUGUCUUGCAAAGAAAAAGCGUCCUCUGGAGCAUUUUUGGUGUAAACUCGAUGGUUCGAGUUAAAGAUGAUAUGCUGUGUCUUGGGUUCGUAGAUGGAGGCGUAAAUCCCAGGAGUUCAAUAGUCAUUGGAGGGUACCAAUUGGAGAACCAUCUUCUACAGUUUGAUCUAGCCACUGCAAAGCUUGGAUUCAGCUCUUUACUGUUGUUUGGACAGACAACUUGUGCCAACUUCAACUUUACCUCUGUAGCUUAGAUGGAUUUUGUUGUAUUGUUUCCUUGUAAUAUUAUAUUACAUAAUAUAAUACUGCACGUGCUGUUGGAAGAAUAAAUACACAUGUGGCCUUGGACUUAUCCAUUAAUAGAUUAUCCGCCUAAUUACAUUGC